Molecule: messenger RNA, 1442 nt
Organism: Megalobrama amblycephala (Wuchang bream)
Lineage: Eukaryota; Metazoa; Chordata; Actinopteri; Cypriniformes; Xenocyprididae
Exons: 12
Coding region: 1-1311 (436 amino acids)
Biological process (GO): T cell activation; positive regulation of ERK1 and ERK2 cascade; interleukin-15-mediated signaling pathway
Cellular component (GO): membrane raft; external side of plasma membrane
Molecular function (GO): MHC class II protein binding; protein tyrosine kinase binding
Source: RefSeq, a predicted model, not a curated record
AUGAGUGAGCUCUUCCAGGCCGGUCUCUUCAGCGGCACCGUUGAGGAAUUUGCCCAGCAUUUCCCAGCAGCACAGAAGCAGACAGAAGCGAUCAAACGCAUUCUGCACCACCAGGGUCUGCUCCUCCUCCUGCCCAUUGCUAAGGGUUUCCUCCUGCAGCGUCUACAUCAUCACAGGAAGACUAUCACGCUAUGCCUCCUGGGUUGGGCCCUUGCGUUCCACCUCACUGCCCCUCCGCAUGAGGUUGGGAACUUACAGCCCGUAAUCAGUGGAGUGGAUGAGACUCAUGUGUUCAACAGUUCUGGUGAAAAUGUCCGUGUCUGUCCUGUAAUAAUGCUCUUUCCUGACUGUAAAUCAACUACAUGGACCUACAGUAACAGAUCCACACAUUCAACAGUUGAACUGAUUAAUGGAGGGAUAAAGAAGAAAGACACAGAGAGACAUGAGAGACUGAGUCUGGGGUCUGACUGCUCUCUGAACAUCAACAAAGUCAAAAAAAAAAAAGAUUAUGGAUUUUACAGCUGCCAACAAUUUGUGAAUGGACAAAAACAAGGAACUGAUGCUUAUGUUUAUCUGCAUGUUCUUCAUGUUUCAGUGUCUCCAUCAUCAUCAUCAUUCAUCUUCAUCAUCUCACAGACUGAGAUCAGUCCAGGACUUCAUCUGUUGUGGGUGAAUCAGGCUGGUGUUGAUCUGAAGACAGACUCCAGAUAUCAGAUAUUAUUCUCAUCAGGUCACUGUAUCAUCACUCUGACUACAACACUCCUGAAUGAAGAUGACAACAGAGAGUGGAGAUGUCAGCUUACUCUCAGAAAUCAACUCCAGACCUCAGUCAGAUACACUGUCAAGUAUUCAGUCAGCAGCUCAAACUCUGAGAAGAAAUCAAGCCAAACUACAGCAGCAGCUCCUACACAAGUUGUACCAUCAACUACAGCAUCAACACUGACUCCAACCUCUCUAGUGAUUGUGAUUGUUGUCGCUUCAUUCGCUGUUCUCCUUCCUGCUCUUAUUCUCUGGAUGAUUCGCAGAAAAAGAGACGAUAACAGAAGAGGAACUGAUGACUCUGAGGAUCAUCAAACACGACCUGUCUAUCCAACAGGACAGAACACUCUUCCUCAACAGGAGCAGACAGAUGAUCAUGUGACUUAUUCUGAGGUCACUGCGUACAGUAAAAACCAAGAGCAAAAGGAGAAGGUUCGCUGUGAUGAUAAAGUGACUUAUGCUUCCAUCAGAGGAGCAAAAGCUGGAUCUCAGGAAAACUGCAGUGAACUUUAUGCCUCUGUGAACAAGAACCAUCACAAAUCAGUCAAAUAAUGACACAAAAACCACAUGAGCAGAAGAAUAUGAAUCUAAUAGAACUGAGUCCUAAUGGUGUCAUUCAGUGCCAUUAUAAAUACUUUCAAUGUCUUUUACAUGUUCACAAACAAACCCAAGUGAUGCUCUGA